Molecule: messenger RNA, 2259 nt
Organism: Linum trigynum
Lineage: Eukaryota; Viridiplantae; Streptophyta; Magnoliopsida; Malpighiales; Linaceae
Source: the annotation of a GenBank genome assembly
CCCGCAGCUGGAAAGAAAGAAAGAGAAGAAAUGGCACCAGCACCCGCUACUCGCUAGUAACUGGCCUUCAUUCUCUCUCUCCCCCAUGGAGAUGCUGAGGUCAUCUUGUUCCUCCUCCUCCUCCUCCACCGCCGCCCCUCACUACUUCCUCGACACCUACUACUCUCACGUUACUAGUUGGGGAAGUUCCAAGGAAGCACAAACAGCGACGACUAUGGCGGAAACCGCGCUACUUACCAACUUCAUGGAGCAGCAGCAAUCAUCAGGCCAUCAUCACCACCAACCUAAGCUGGAGGACUUCCUAGGCGGCGAUUCGUCGGGGUCGGUGGUUCGGUACUCGGAGCACAGCCAAACAGAGACUCAGGACUCUUCUUCCUUGACUCACAUCUACGAUAACGGCGGUGGAGGCGGAGGCGGAGGUGCCGCCUCCUAUUUCAGCGAACACCAGGCGAUUCCCGCAGGCUACCAAGGCGCCUUCCCCUCCAACCCCGGCGGAUGUGAAGUUGACGACCAGAUUGGUGGCGGUGGCGGUGGAGCCGAGUUAAUGGCGGCGGGCGGUGGCCAUCACUCGAUUGAGUCGGCGAGCAACGAGUUGGGGUUCUCGAGUCGUAGCAACGGGUUGUCCCUUGCGGUUACCACCGAUAAUAACAACAAUAGCGUACCGAUUAGCUCUUCUCCGCCUCCCGCCGUAGCGGUGGUCGCCGUUGUUGAAUCCGAUUGCUCUAAGAAGCUCGCCGAUACCUUCGGGCAGCGGACUUCCAUUUACCGAGGCGUCACAAGGCAUAGAUGGACAGGUAGAUACGAAGCGCAUCUAUGGGAUAACAGCUGUAGGAGAGAAGGUCAAGCCAGAAAAGGACGUCAAGUGUACUUAGGUGGAUAUGAUAAAGAAGAUAAAGCAGCUAAAGCUUAUGAUUUGGCUGCUCUUAAGUACUGGGGACCCACCGCCACGACCAACUUUCCUGUGUCUAAUUAUAACAAGGAACUGGGAGAGAUGAAAUAUGCAUCGAAACAGGAGUUUAUCGCCUCGUUGAGAAGGAAAAGUAGUGGAUUCUCCAGGGGUGCUUCCAUAUACAGGGGUGUAACAAGGCAUCGCCAGCAAGGUCGUUGGCAAGCAAGGAUUGGGCGUGUUGCUGGGAACAAAGACUUGUACCUUGGCACAUUCGCCACUGAAGAGGAAGCAGCAGAGGCAUAUGACAUUGCAGCCAUAAAGUUCAGGGGCUUGAAUGCAGUGACGAACUUCGAGAUGAAUCGAUAUGACGUGGAAACGAUCAUGAAGAGUGCUCUCCCCAUUGGUGGAGCAGCAAAGCGGCUAAAAAUCUCUCUGGAUGCCGAGCAGAAACCAUCUCCGAUGAGCCAAGCUCAACAACUACAACUGCAGCAGCAGCAACAACAACAACAACAAUGCAGCAGCAAUGGGAAUAACAUCAGUUUUGGAUCGGUUCAGCAACCGCUUUCGACAAUCCCUUGUGGCAUCCCCUUUGACGCCAUGACUGCCUACUACCAGCAUCAUCACAACCUCUUCCAGCACAUUUCAGCCGGUGGUGGUGGCAGCAGCCACCCGGGUGGAGGAGACUCUUCUGGUUCGGCCCAGAACAUGGAGAAUUCGAUGAGCUCGAUGUUGCCACAGACAACAGACUUUUUCCUGUGGCCUCACCAGCCUUACUAAUUUGUUAGAGAAAAGAGAGGUUUUGCUGACUUGGGAGUUGGGAACCAGCUAACAGUAGUAAGCUUACAAAUAGGUAGGUUUCGGUUGAAUCAUUGCAGGAUUAGGAGCAGAAAAAUGCGGUUGUUGUCGUAGGUUCAAGUUCGUUUUUUUCUUCUUUUUUCUCUCUUCUUCAUUUGAGUAGUUUAGGAAGCCAUGUUCAGUAAGCAGUGGUGCUGGUGGGAAUUUUGUAAGUAGCAUCAUGUAGUUGAAUGAUGGGUUUCUCGGGCAAUGGUAUCCUCUCCAAAAAUUUUGCGGAUUUUGUUUAUUUCUUCAGUGUCUUGAAUAUUCCUUCUGGUUUCAAUUCCAUGGCCUUUUUUACUUAGCUCAUUGCAAUUAUUAUGCUGUGUUCUCAAGUUUCAAGAUGGGGUGUGGAGACUUGGACAAUGAGGAGCAGCAGCAGCAGCAGCAGCAGAGUAUAUAUCAGGUGAGAAAUGGAGGAUUGGUGGUAGAAAUUAUUGUUUGCGGUAUUCGAUGAGAACUUGAUGUGUUCCUCUCCUCUCGUUACGGGCUGCAUGUGCUGUAAGUAGUGGAAGGAAUGAAUAUGAAUUGAAAAG